Molecule: messenger RNA, 2356 nt
Organism: Amoebophrya sp. A25
Lineage: Eukaryota; Dinophyceae; Syndiniales; Amoebophryaceae
Source: the annotation of a GenBank genome assembly
UCUUACCACAAGCUUCAAGAAGUAGCUCAGCUUCCCAGUUCUUACCACUUUAUCGAGAAGUCGUCCACUUCCACUUUGAGAAACUUCUUCAGUUGAAGCAAGACUCUUACUAAAAAGUUCCAUAGAGCGACCAUCCACUUCCACAUCCACGCAACUGGAAAAUAUUUAUAAAAUUACCACAGCCAUCAAAAAUUACCACAGCACAAUCAAGCAAGAGCAAGACAUGGUAUCAGUCUCAGGACCCUCGUGUGCGAGGUCUCCAGAGCAGGACGUAGCCAAAAACAGCAGCAGAAGUAUGCUCUCCACUUCUGCUUCAAGUUCGCGGCCAUCAACGCCUGCGACGAAAAACGGAAGUGGAUCGUCAAAGGGAGCGAGUAGUUCGACAGUUAUGUUAAUCAAUGUGUUAAGAUUAACUAAGCCUUAAUUAUGUUUAUGGGUAGGCUUAAUUAUGAAGGGUAUGUUAAAGCCUUAAUUAUGGGUAGGCUUAAUUAUGAAGGGUAUGUUAAUGUUAAAGCUAAAGGUGUUCUUGUUACCGUUCGUUUUGACUUCCUGAAGGGGGAAAGGCAUAACGAAUGGGGGAAACGAACACCAAAAACCUACGUUCAAAUUAAGUUAUCCCUUUCUUGCCUUUACCGCAUCCGCAUUUUUACCUGUAACUCCAAUGAUGAGUGAUAAUGUACCUUCUUGGUAGAAGUAGAUACUGCUUAAUAGCUUAUAGCAGGACACUUACUCUUACGCUUACUCGCUGCUCCUAACAACGACCUCGAUCUUGGCAGAAGUAGAUAUUUUUGCUUAAUGUUAAUAGGACACUUUCUCUAAAAAGACUUUCUCUUACUCUUACUCGCACCUCCUAAGAGCGAGUCCGUCCCCAUCUUCUAACAGGGGAGCGCCCGGUGAGAAGGAAAAGUCACCCAUGCGACUGCCACUGCACAAUCCGACUACAUGUAGCACUAGUUCGUCACCGCAUAGCAGAAGAAGUGGCGCUAGCUCAACAGCAGCACGAAAACCGGACAUGGACUUAUGGAAAUUUCACAACCGUUACCGUCCAUUAACUACUUCUCCGUCUGAAUCACACAUGCGUAUUUCAUCUCUGCCAAUUAUUUAUUCACGUUUAAUAUUCUUAUUUUUUUUUUGGGACCUGGGUCUAUAUUUCUCGCAAUGCGAGCAUUUAAUUACCCGGCGGGAAUCAUGAAGCAUAACGGCCAGGCGCCUAAAACUACUAGACGAUGAAGCACAGCGGCCAUUGCCGCAGAAAAGCUAGAGUCAAAGCCCCACGGGCAUACUAAUCGAUGUGGCUACAUCAAGGCCUACUGAGUACCCCUAAGCCUUCUAACCUCCCUAGAUCCAGACGCGAUAUCCCUAGACCUUCCACCUAUACCCACACCUUCUAACGUGCCUAGACCUCGAUGCGAUAUCAAGACCAGUGAUGCCCAUUUACAUGUAUCGGGAAAUCCUAGAUGCCUUUUCGGACGACGAUUUUACGAUGAACUUAAUGAUGUGGAGCUUCAAACACUGUGACCAGUUUCCGGAUGAAGGUACUACAAGAAAGAGUAUGAAACAAUUCAAUUAUUAUGCGUCGACGAGUCCGAAAGAUAGGUCAGUUACAAGUACAACAAGUAGAAGCGCCAGAAAUUUCUCUACUGUUGAACUAUUCUUAUUCAGUGGUCCACCUGUCCUACCUCAUCGACCAGAUCCAGUAGAUGUCGAACAGAAACUCGAAUGGACACAGCUGCAUCAGGAUUAUAGGGCGAAGUUUGAGGAGAGAGCGGAAGCGGUUUUGCAAGAGGCUGGAUACGACGUGGAGAAAAUCAUAGAUGAGAUCACGAAGUUUGUGAAGAGUACUUCUUCUAAUAUUGUUUCAUUUUUGAUAGAGAUUGUAUCCAUCGUUUACACUUCUAUUGUUUCAUUUUUGAAGAUACAUUGAGAUUGUUUGUAUCCUUUGUAGUUUGAAAGUUUUUGGCUAUUUCUUAGUUAAUAUGGUUGUGUGUCCUUCUUCUCUCAUCAUGUAAGUCUUGUUAAGGCUGUACCUAAUACAUCUUUGGACGCAUCCUUGAAACGUAUGGAGGAGUAUCCCAAGGGAAUGCUCCCCCAUACUUUUCAAGGAUGCACUUGAAAGAUGAACUACGGACAGCUCUAGCAUUGAGUUGUAUUGAGAUUGUCUAACCUCUCAUCAGAUCCCCGUGGUUUCCACCUAGAGGCUGAUGAGGAUAGCAUCCACGGAGUGCUUGAUGCGUUGACAGCCAGUGAAGACUAUAUCAAGUUCGUACGGCAUAUGCAGUCCGUCAAGGCUAGGAAGCAGUGGGCCAGGAAUAUCAUGGGAGAUGAUGCCUUUGAAGCUAGUGGCUUUUUUGGAUAG